Messenger RNA from Oncorhynchus gorbuscha (pink salmon), 4410 nucleotides. Its product is annotated as ATP-dependent zinc metalloprotease YME1L1-like. NCBI's taxonomy places the organism in Eukaryota, Metazoa, Chordata, Actinopteri, Salmoniformes, Salmonidae. Gene Ontology annotation, biological process: mitochondrion organization; protein quality control for misfolded or incompletely synthesized proteins. The record is from RefSeq and is a predicted model, not a curated record. The transcript is spliced from 18 exons. Bases 265 to 2424 code for a protein of 719 amino acids. Gene Ontology annotation, molecular function: ATP binding; ATP hydrolysis activity; metalloendopeptidase activity. Gene Ontology annotation, cellular component: mitochondrial inner membrane.
AAUUUGGGUGAACUAUUCCUGAAGGGUUGUUUCUUUAAGCCUUGAGCCAGCGAAUUUACUCCGGUUGUCAAAAAGAAAAAUAUCCGGUUGACCUUUAAAAUGAGCAGCUUUCCUCUUGCGAACUUCACAAGCUAAAUGGGUGGAUCGCACAUUGAACAGGAGUUUCAGUAACAUUAGCUAAAGGAACACAGACAGAGAAACAAGGAGAAUUCGGAAAGGAACGUUGAAACAUAUUUGUUGGCCUGUCUAAGAGCGACAUUGGAAAUGUUUUCCUUGUCAACAACAGUCCAACCACAGGUCACUGUCCCCCUGAGUCACCUGAUCAACGCCCUCCACUACCUGAAGAGCUCAGUGGGAAGCAGCAGCAGUGCCACUGCUAAACCUCCGCAGAAACAGCAUGCCUCAGAACAGGACUUGCAUAGUAACGAGCCCACAUGGAGCCUGAGGGACCUGGGCCUGUCUGACCUGGGCGUGCGGCAGCUGGACGAGAUAGUGAGCGGUGUGUUACCUCGUCUGAGUCAACAGGGUGUGCCGACCUCAUCCAGCCCCAGCCAAAAGGCCUGGAGGACCUCCCACCUGUCCUCACAGUCAUUCUUUCACAACAAGCAUGGGUUCUUUGGUGGCAAAAUUGGCAUUGACUCCCCUGUUUUCUGCAGACAGAUCCCCUCACCUCUUCAAUCCAUUUUCACAGAGCUCCACUACUGGCCAGUGUGGGUCCAAACCCGAGGCUUUAAAACUCUAAGGAAACACAAGCGACUGCAGGCAGGCUUUGAGCGUCCCAUGGAACCAGAUGGCUUUACCUCAUCUUUUAUGAAGGGCCUCCUGACGCGUGAUAAGGGGAUGGAGGUGGAAUCCUUGGACAAGCUCCUGAAGAGCAAGAACAUUCCAGAUGGGCAGCAAGAUUCUUUUAAGACUGGGUUUGCCGAGGGAUUCCUAAAAUCCCAAGCGCUGACACAGCGCAAACAAGAUUCUCUGAGGAGGACGAGGUUUAUACUGCUGGUCCUGCUGCUGGUGGGACUCUACGGCCUUUCCAAGACCCCCUUCCUAUCGGUGCGAUUCCGAACCACAUCAGGCCUGGAUUCGGUGGACCCUGUCCAGAUGAAGAACGUGACAUUUGAGCACGUCAAGGGGGUGGAGGAGGCCAAGAACGAGCUGCAGGAGGUGGUGGAGUUCCUCCGGAGCCCAGAGAAGUUCACCGUCCUCGGAGGGAGACUGCCGAAAGGGAUCUUGCUGGUUGGCCCCCCUGGCACUGGGAAGACUCUGUUGGCCAGAGCCGUAGCUGGAGAGGCCGACGUCCCCUUCUAUUACGCCACCGGUUCGGAAUUUGAUGAGAUGUUUGUGGGGGUUGGAGCCAGUCGCAUCAGGAACCUUUUCAGGGAAGCUAAAGCCAACGCCCCAUGCGUGAUCUUCAUUGAUGAGUUGGACAGCGUCGGAGGGAAGAGAAUCGAGUCUCCCAUGCACCCUUACUCCAGACAGACCAUCAACCAGCUACUGGCUGAGAUGGACGGGUUCAAACCAAAUGAAGGGGUCAUCAUCAUCGGGGCGACAAACUUCCCUGAGGCUUUGGAUAACGCUCUGAUUAGGCCGGGACGUUUUGACAUGCAGGUCACUGUCUCCAAACCAGACGUGAAAGGACGCACAGAAAUCCUCAACUGGUAUUUAAGGAAGAUCAAAGUAGACCCUGACAUCGAGGCUGGGAUCAUCGCCAGGGGCACAGUGGGCUUCUCCGGGGCCGACCUGGAGAACCUGGUGAACCAGGCAGCUCUGAAAGCGGCGGUGGAUGGCAAAAACAUGGUGACCCUCAAAGAGCUAGAGUUUGCCAAGGACAAGAUCCUCAUGGGUCCAGAGAGGAGGAGUGUGGAAAUUGACAAGAAGAACAAGGAGAUCACAGCGUACCAUGAGUCUGGUCACGCUAUCGUGGCGUACUACACCAAGGACGCCAUGCCCAUCAAUAAGGCCACCAUCAUGCCCAGAGGUCCUUCCUUGGGUCAUGUGUCUAUGCUCCCGGAGGAUGACCGCUGGAGCGAGACGCGUGCUCAGUUGCUGGCCCAGAUGGAUGUCAGCAUGGGAGGCCGCGUGGCAGAGGAAAUCAUAUUUGGCAAUGAGUUCAUUACCACGGGGGCAUCAAGUGACUUUGAUGCUGCCACCAAAAUUGCAAGAAUGAUGGUGACCAGAUUUGGAAUGUGUGAGAGGCUGGGUGUCAUGACCUAUGCCGACCAAACGAAACAGAGCCCGGAGACACAGGCUGCCAUCGAACAUGAAGUCAGGAUACUUUUAAAGGAUUCGUACGAGCGGGCCAGGGCGCUCCUCAAGUCUCACGCCAAGGAGCACAAGAACCUGGCCACCGCCCUGCUGCAGUACGAGACGCUGGAUGCCAAAGAGAUCAAGAUGGUACUGGAGGGCAAGGCCCUAGAGGUCAGAUGAGACUUCAAGGGUGGAGGCGUCACUCUGUUUAUUGGGGUGUUCGGGAUGGGGUGGGGAGUGGAGACAAAAUAUGGCUGUGGAUUAGGGUAGUGGAGCGUAGGAACUGUUGGGACUGGCUUUUUGGAAGGUGUUGGAAUGAAAAUCAAGGUUUCAAGAUAGGAUAAUUUUUUAUGUAAAAUAUGCACGCUACCUACGCACACAGUCUUAUCUUCCUGUUAAUGUCUGGAUAGUUGUUAGGAUCCUUAUUGUCGAUAAAAAGGGGAUUUCCCUUCAAAUUGGUAGGGGCAAUCAGCAGUUGCUGCAUCCAUUUUGGGAUUUAUAAAUUAAUGAUAUGUACCCAUUUGAUUCUUGAAGAAUAUAACUUGUAAAUGCCUCAUGACUUUAGUUCAACUGUCGUACCCCAUCAGAACCCAAAAUAUAACCUUGUAUUACGUCAAUGUUUGUAAACAAACUAAAUGUAAACAAACACUGUAAAGCCUAAAAAUUGCCAGAUUUACACAUUUAGUUUUUAGUUUGAAUGUAUCCCAUUGUCAUAUGACCUAUUUUUCAAUGUACCCUGUUGUGUGUGUGUGUGCACAUGUGUAUAUGUGUGUUGAAUGUUUUAUGGCUAGUAAGUCCAAGUCCAGUGAGUCCAUGCCCUGGCUCCUCAGAAUUGUCUCUACCUGAGAAUGUCAAUCAUGUAUUUGUAAUAAGGAAUCUGAUUCCCCCUAAAUAGUCGAACAACUUUUCCCAGGUUUACCAAUAUUCCCAGGUUUGUCUGAGCCGUGUGUGCUAGGUGCCGUUUCGAAGAUGGCAUUUUGGGAAUGUACAUGCACCCGGAGUAGGGACUCUUUUGGACUUGAGCCACAAUUCAAAUGUGUCUUAGCACUUUGGUCAGUCUGAACACUUACUCUAUGUAUUUACGUUAUCAAAUAUGUCAAUGCUGUGUGUGUAUAUAUAGAUGGGAGUGCUGCUGUGCUUUGAAAUUAUGCUUUUAUUCACUUCAUACUCAACGUUGGCAAAUUAAGCUGCGACAGGCCAUUGGAUUCUGUUUUUUGAUCAGAUUAGGUCAUCUAUUUACUAUGAAAUACCUUACAGUUAUCUGGUUUCUAGGUCUAAACAAUUGUAACAGUUAAACCUAAGAGACCCUACAACUCCUCAUAUCCUGGUUCACUCCCCACUACUGCCGUGUACUCUCUAUUCACAGCUGUCUCACUAGCAUUGCUUGAGUAGAUCUGUGAAUCUGUUUUUUUACAUUUCCUCACUUUGAAUGGUUUUAAGCACAGUAGCUCAGAACCUCACAGUGUAAGCAAGGACCGUCAUACUAAUUUGCUGAUGUGUAGGCCUAUAAGGAAAACGGUCAAAUGCAUCUGUAGACAAUCGACUCAAUCGCUUCAAGAAUGCAGUAUCUCCAGCUUUGGUGAGAAUGAACAGUUUUUACAGAAUGCUUUAGGCAAGAAUAUUGAACUCCUUUUGAAAUAAUGUUGAGUUGGAAGCGUUAAGAUUGUGAUACGAUGGAGGUUGAAAGCCAUACCUUUUAGGAUGUAAUGUUCUUUUAGAGGCAAAGUUUAUUACAAUGUCUUGCAAAAGUAUUCAUACUCCUUGGUUUACUUCACGUUUUAAAUUGUAAUUUUGUCAACAAUCUACACUAAAUAGUAAAAUGUCAAGUGGAAGAAUAUAUAUUUUUUAAGAUAGAAAUUAAAUAAGUAAAAUGUACACAUUGAGUAUACAAAACAUUAAGGACACCGGCUCUUUCCAUGACAGACUGACCAGGUGAAUCCAGGUGAAAGAUAUGAUCCCUUAUUGAUGUCAGUUGUUAUAUCCACUUCAGUCAGUGUAGAUGAAGUGGAGGAGACCGGUUAGAGAAGGAUUUAUAAGCAUGUGUGCUAUUCAGAGGGUGAAUUGGCAAGACAAAAUAUUUCCGUUGAACAGGGUAUGGUAGUAGGUGCCAGGCACACUGGUUUGUGUCAAGAACUGCACCACUGCUGGGUUUUUACACUCAACAGU